UAUGGCACAAACAGAAAUGGAAUCUCAGCAAACGCAUUACAUUAUGGCUUUAGAGAAAAGUCUUAGCUGUCCGAUUUGUUUUGACAUUUUUAAAAACCCCGCAACAUCAUCUUGUGGAAAACACAAUUAUUGUUUGCAGUGCUUGAAGACUCAAUGCGAAGGAAAUAAUAGAAACUGCCCAGAGUGCAGGGAACCAUUUCACAAAGCGUAUAAACCGCAGAAAAAUAUAACUCUAUGUGAAAUUGUCAAAAUUGUCGAUCGAAAGACGUCGGAGGAUAUUAGCGAAUAUGAAGACUUGAACCCAGAAGACGGAGACGGAAUUGAGCAUAAUUUGCAGACCCUAAAGAGGAAACUAACAGACUUGACAUCAGAAAUUAAGAGGAUGGAUGACAUUAUUUCCAAAAAACGUAAAACCAAGCACCAAAGAAAAGGAGUUACCUCGGCAUCAAAUGAUUUCGUAAGUCUGGGUACCUUUUUAUCCGAGAGCAAGAAUUCACUCCGGUAUGAACCAAGCGAACUACCCGAGGAGCCACUCGACAACAUGACAAGCAGCCUCAGGCUAGGGCUGGAAUGUUUGACUCACGCCCUUAGUCAGCUACCGCAGUUAGACAUCCCUUCCCAGGAUGUUGACAAGGGGCAAAAUGUGGGCGACAGCCUGAGUGCAAAUCAGCUCCCAGCGGAGCCAUCCCCUGUUGCAUGGCAACAACCGGAUGACGAGCAGACACCUGAGCAUACCAUCACUCCAUCUCAGCUUGAAGGAGGCCAAUCAGAAUCACAGAGUGAAGCUCAGGUUGUAUCCAUGGAGCUGGAGACAGGGGCAGAGGAAGCAGGGCCUUCAGCUGCACUCAAUGAUUGUUUGGAGCGUCUUUCAUUUAGUCCUCACCUAGCGCACAAGAACCUUGUCUUCUCCGACCAGAACCGCAGGGUCAACGUGCAGAGGUUGUGCCAAGGGCGACGGCCCCUGUCGCGGCCUGACCACUUCGGCAUCAGCCAGGUGAUGGCAGACCAGGAGUUCAGCAGCGGGGUGCAUUACUGGGAGGUGGACACGUCCCAGAGCGUAGGCUGGGCCAUCGGCGUGGCCUACCCUAAUCUGGGCCACGGAGACAAGCUGGGUCGCACCCCCAGCUCCUGGUGCCUGGAGUGGAGCUCUAGUAAGCUGUGCUUCUGGCAUAACAGCAACAGUGAGCAUGUUAAACAUGGCUGUCCCAGUAAGGUCAGAAUUAUGCUGGAUAUGGAGGGUGGUGUCUUGUCCUUUUACAGUGCGACAGACAACAUGAUUCUGUUACACACUGUAGAGGUGCAGUUUGCCUCACCUGUGAGACCAGCAUUCUGGCUGUAUGGGCUAAAGCCUGGAAAUUCUUUGAGUCUCGUUGUACCGUAGGCAGUGUUGGGUAGUAACAGACUGCAUGUAAUCUGGAUUACUUUAUCAGAAAAUUAAAAUGCUAGUAGUCCGAGUACAGUACAUUUGAAAACAUUUACUUUUUUAGAGAUUACAUCAUUACAUUUUAAUUAAGUGCGGUAAAUGUAUUGUAAUGUAUUUUAAUUAGAUGUGGUAAAUCUCUCCCCUCUAUCUCCAUGUAGUCCUUCCAGUUCGUCAUCCAACCAUUCAAAUGCAAUAAAACCUCCACGACCUUCCCUAAGAACAAUUGGAAGGAUUUCUUAAUUAUCAGCAGCCAUUAGUCCUCCUACUGGGACAGCUUGUCAGCCAGAGCAGAGUAGGUGAAGAUGAGGGCAGGUCCACUUUGAACACACCAUUGAUACCAUUGAUAUAAAACAAUAAGGAGAGCAACUGCUAAUGUGUUGAAGUCACAGAACGCUGAAAUGACAUUGCAAUGAUUGGCAGAUCAUUUUUUUCUGCCUUUUCACCACUAAAUUAAUGCUUUUAUUUGAAUUAUUAUUGAUUUUUUUAAUAUAUUCUAGAAAUGUAUUAAUUAAUGUAUCAUUUUAUGAUUUUUAUUAAAUGUUUUAAUUUUAUUUCAGCACUAUGAAUUCUAAAUUAACUUACUGAUCCUGAGUAAAGCACAAACCAAAUUUAGCCAUGUAAAGCACCAAUUCCUUUUCAGAAAGUUGAUUUUAUGCUGAGAAUGUAUGCAAAAUAUAUGAAAAGGGCUGAUUUCUCAAAACUGCAGUUUGCAAAAAAACAAUGCUGUAUUGAACAUUAUUGCCGAAGUGUUUGGUCAAUCUCGGCGAGUGAUACCUCAUUUUGUAGCUCUCAAUCUGUACUUCAGUCUCAUGCUAUAAAAUCAAAAUGCAAAUGGGACCCUAAAUUAUACAUGUGGUGAUGUGUGUUUGUGAUCAGUCGAGUGUAUCCAUAAACGGCAAAAUAGCUGUGUCACUACCACAGUCAAUAAGACAAUGUGCUGGUCAGCCAUGGGGGCAAUAUUACUACCCCAAAUGAAAGUAUCUCACUGAUGAACAUGUGCUUCUUUUGUGCAACAACAGCUUAAUAUGCUCCUUCGCCAUUGAAUAAGAGCUGGGAAUCUCUGUCAGAUUACCCUACAAAUGAUCUUCCACAGUCACACUAAGAUGAUUGGCAGUGUCCCAUUGUAGGAAAUAAUAAUAAAAGGAAUAGUCAGUGAAAUAUCCCAUCCAUCCAUCCAUUAUCUGAACCCGCUUAUCCUGAACAGGGUCGCAGGGGUCAGUGAAAUAUCUUCCUCAUUAUUUAUUUAUUAUUAUACACUAUGUGAUGUUCGUUUCUUCUCCACAUUUAUGUGUGGAUUUCCUCUGGGUUUUGCGGUUUCCUCCCACAGUCCAAAGACAUGCUGGUUAGGCUAAUUAGAGAGUCGAAACUGCCCACAGGUAUGAAUGAAUGGUGUGUGUGCCCUGCGAUAGGUUGGCAACAGGUUGGAUGGAUAUUGUAUUUUUGUAAACUUUUUUUAAGGACCCUAUGCACUUUACUUUAACUGAACAAGAUAGUUUUAUAUAAUUUCAUAUUUUAAUCGUAUUGCACAGG
Molecule: messenger RNA, 2953 nt
Organism: Conger conger (European conger)
Lineage: Eukaryota; Metazoa; Chordata; Actinopteri; Anguilliformes; Congridae
Product: E3 ubiquitin/ISG15 ligase TRIM25-like
Exons: 6
Coding region: 2-1381 (459 amino acids)
Molecular function (GO): protein binding
Source: RefSeq, a predicted model, not a curated record